Messenger RNA from Theileria annulata, 8397 nucleotides. RefSeq names its product cysteine repeat modular protein 2. The coding region runs from base 1 to 8397 and encodes 2798 amino acids. The record is from RefSeq and is a predicted model, not a curated record. The transcript has 10 exons. NCBI's taxonomy places the organism in Eukaryota, Apicomplexa, Aconoidasida, Piroplasmida, Theileriidae.
AUGAUAAAAAUAGUGAGUGUGAUUGCAUUUGUCCUACUAUACAACAAUAAAUAUACGGAGGUAGAUUCAAAAGCAAUAAAGUUCAACACUUCGAACAUGGACAUUUCAGAGGAAGACUUGGCAGCAUACUCAGUAACACGUGCCGCGGUAGAAAAUAAAUUGAUGAAGACCAGAGAAUUCAAAUUCAAAGUUAAGACAUGGUUGAAAAAUGAUAAAAGAAUAUUCGGAUUAAAGUCUAACACAUCAGGAUUUGGUGACUUUUAUUAUUCGAGAGUCCAAAUCUGGGCAAACAACUAUUGCAACAUGAAGAGUAACGUAGUCUCAAACUCAGCAAGAUUCAAGAACGAGAAGGGAAAUCUACAUUUCUAUUGUGUUGAAAACAUAUACCUUGAUUAUUCAAUUGUGGAUCAUUCAUGUAUUAGUAAUUGUGGAGAACUGGUACCAUGUAACGGAGUAGUAAAAUCAUUUACAAAUAGAGAACCUAUUAAUAUGAAAUUAGUAAAUUCUCAGAUUAAGAAAUACUGUAAAAUUAGUCAAAUUCAAGAAUCAUUAGAUGAGUUAUGCGAAAGAGAAAAUUAUUCUGCAAUAGUUGAUCAAAACUUUAAUGUCAAAUGUUAUUCAUCAAAUGAUAUAAACUAUGACCAAAAUGGGUUGUGCCUAGAGGAUUGUAGAAAAUUUGUUUCAUGCAAAAGAGUAGCAAUGAAUCCUGUUAAAGGGAUAUCAAUUAAUCAGGCUAAAAUAGACUGGAAUGCUCUGACAAAUGGUUGUCCAUGUAAAGAAGGUUAUCACGAUGAUUAUGAAACCGCAGAUAAGUAUAUAACAUACGAAGGAUGCCAAAAUAUGACAAACGAUAACUCUGUUUGUUUGAACUGGGAUGAAUUUUUAAGAAAAAGUCAUUCUUUAUAUGAUAAAAGAUUUGUAUUUCCAGAUAACUACUGUAGAGAAGUCCAUGGUAAAAAGGGAAUCUGGUGUUUAACAGACAUGGAUAAAUUAUCAAAAUGUACACCAAAGGAAAUUCCAAAAAUAUCGAUUCAGCCUGGAACUUUGUUUGAUAUUUGGAUAACUCCAUAUAUACCCAAAUACAGACUUAGGAUUAUAUUUAUAGAUAAUUCUAAUAUAUGCGGAGAUCUUGGAAUGAUAGCCACAGAAAAUAUAGUUCAAUCCUACGAACUUGAAGUAUUCAACUUAACCAAUGACAAAGAAUUGGAGAGUGACGAAAAUGAUAUAUUCGAGUAUUCGGACUCUUCUUUUAGUGAAGCUUCAUAUGUAUUCAAGGGAUAUUUGGCCCUAGAACACUUAGAAUCUAGUUCUAAAAUUUGUGCCUGUAUGUACAGCAGCUAUUACGAAUAUGCGAACGGAAUGAAACACCCUUGUUCCUCUAAUAUAAAUUAUACCAUUACCAUAGGAAAUCUAAUUGUCGAAGGCACGUCAAUGGGUAAAAUUGAGGAUAUGGAAGAUAAUAAUAUUUCCUUAAUAAACCAAUUUCAACAACGUCAUGCAGUAGCUUCCUUGGUUAAUGAAUCAGAUUCAUUGGUUUGUAAAAGGAGCAAAUUCUUAAAAAGAGAAAUUUGUAUGAAAUCCAUCAACAAACUUUUAGAUAUUGAAAAAAAUAGCAGAACUGAGAAAAUAUGUGUACCAGAAAUUAACAGGAGAAGUAAUUUGAAAUAUAAUGUAAAAUCCAUAUUAAGGAAAGAAAUAGGAUUGAAUGAAACAAUAAAAUUUGAAGUUGAAAAAUCAGGUGAAUAUUCUUUAAUUUACGAAAAUACUAACGACCCUGAUAAAAACGCUUUAAUAAUUCAUAGAUAUAACAUUAUGGGAUAUUAUUCAAACAAAAUAUUUACCCUGAUAACUGACAUGGGAAGUGAAAACAAAUUUCGCGAGCAAUCACUAUUCUUUGAAAGUUGGAAAGUGAAGUUUCCACCAACGGCAGUUGUAAUAUCAAAAUAUGAUAAAAAUUCUAAAUUGUGCAAAAAUCCAUUCGCAUAUUCAAUAAACAUUUUCCCAGUGUCCGAUAGUACAAUUGAUAUGUCACUGACUACUUGGAGAGCAUCUGAUUUUGAGAUUACAAAAACUUUGUCGUUAAUGGAGAGUAAAGUUGAAAGGUUUGAAGUUUGUGUAUUCACACAAGAUUUGGAAUUUCAAAGCCUUGGAUUUGGAAUAUUUACCGAAUUUGUUAAUCACGAAUUAAGUGAAAUAUACCCUGAAUCACAGUUACAAAUACCCCAAAAUAUAUUCAAUUAUAAAAUAUACGAUAAAUGGGAUAUGAUGAGACUUAAAACUUAUAUAAAUGAUGAUAAGACAUUCAAAUACGACAGUUCGUCAAGUAAUGCUAAAUUUGAAAGAGAUUAUACCGGAUUUAUCAUGGAAAUGAUGCGAUCUAAUUACAAAGGAGAUUUUGAUAACAUAGAUUUUGAUGGGUUUAAAUUAGGUAAUCAUCUCGAAUAUCCUGCAAUAAUGAGUUUUUGGUCAUAUACUGAUGAAGAUCUGAUAAGAAUAUGGGUUUUUAGACCAAAUAGACUAUCUCCUACAUACAUUGGAAAGAUUAAUGUAAAAAGCCCACUAGCAUUUGGGACAUAUAUUUCGGUAAAUAAAUUAAUUGGAAUAGUUUUGACUGAGGGUGAACCAGGAAUAAUGAUGUACGAGAUUGAAAUAGAUAAAAAUAGUAGCAAACACAAUGUAUUUAACAUGAAUUUUAUCAAGAGCAGUUGCGAUGAGAGUAAUAAUUCAUGUACAAAACUCUUAUCACCUGUCGACAUGAAAAUAAUUACUUAUAGUUUUGAUUGUACUAAUAAACAUUCUAUAUUAGUUACUGAUGUUGGUUUGAAUUGUAUAAUAUUAUAUGAUUCUUCAUUAAAUGAGGUUUCUAAAAUCUGUCGAGACUCAGGUUCUGUGGGUAUAUUUGAGCCUACAUAUAUUUCAUGUUCUAACCCUUCCAAUGAAGUGGGACCAUGUAUAAACACUUUGGAUGGAUUCAAAUAUGAAAAUGACGGAGAAUCAAGUUUUAUUCACUGUUUCAUCACACAACCUCAUGAAGGAAACUUGUUAUGGGUUCAAGUUGAUGUACUUCACAAUAAAUUGACCUUAUUAGACUCAUAUACGGGCGGACAUAUGAGCGAUAGUAUAUCUGGAGGUCAUAGAUCUAUGAAACGUUUCAUUACACCCUUAUUAAUGAAUCCCAUAUCAGUUGAGACAUUAACAUAUGGGAAAACAAUUUUAAUUUACGUUGUUGAAUCAGAGAAUCCGGCUAUGUCCCUUUUAACCUUGGAUUUGGACAAAGAAAUAAAAAAGAUAACAUAUUACGGCAGGACAGAAUUGAACAUGAUAUCAUACGGAAAUUUCGUUCAUAUUUCAAAACUGGAGAUGAGUUCUGAAAGCAAUGAUCAAAUGGAUGAUCAGGACUAUGUAAUGUUAUUCAGAUUGGGACCUAGAGAAAAUUACUACAAUGGAGCUGGAUCAUCAUCAAUCAAUAUCAUCAAUAUUAAUGAUACUAUUUCUAUCAACAAUUUUGAAUAUAACACUCCAGAGUGGAUAGUAAUUGGAGAUGAAUUAAGUUUUAAGCCAAAGAUAGAUUCAGGAAAUAAACAAAAUCUAAUGAGAUAUGAAUUAGAUAUUCUAAAUGACACGGAUCAUAACUUGCCAGAACAAGAAUCAGAUGAUAUCAAGAAUUUGAAAAGUAUAAAAAGAAAUUAUGAUUGGAAUGGUAAUCCAAGUCAUAAAAAUGUAAUAAAAAUAAAUAGUAACACUGGGAAAAUAACUAUUAAUAUUAAUUAUAUUUACAAACUGAUACUUUCAAUACGUGUAACUGCAUUUGGAUUUAUAGAAUCCAAAUCUAUAUACUUAAAUUUUAAAGUCGCUUGUAAAGAUGGAUAUUUUUUCACAGAAAAUGAUAUUAAUGAUCCAAAUAACGAAUCUAAUGGGUGUAAAAUGUGCCAAAUAGGAGAAUUCAAUUCACUGGCUAUAAUUAAAUCUUUUAUUUUGAACUGGAAAAAAUGUACCAAAUGUCCUGGGAGAGAAAUAACAAUAAGCGAAGGUUCCACUUCUAGCACUCAAUGUUUGUGUGCGCCUGGGUAUGAAUAUGUAUCUGAUGGUAUUAAUAAUUGUGAACCAUGUGAAGCAGGUAAAUGGAAGAGCUCUGCUGGUCUACAAAAAUGCAUAGGAAAUGGUUGUUAUAAUAAUUCCUUUUCAAAUAAAAUUGGUAGUAUUUCUGAAGAGGACAGAGAAUGUGCUUGUUAUGAAGGUUAUUAUUUUAAAAAUAUAGGUGGUGUUAAAGAAUGUGUACCUUGCGAGGAAGGAUAUUUCUGCCCUGGGGGAAUACAUGGAAAGAAAAACAAAUGUCCUAAAAAUACUACAACUGUAAUAAAUCUUAAUUCUAAUGGUUUGUUUGUAAAGUUACCAUUGUCAAUUGAUGAAUGUAUGUGCAAAAAAGGUUAUGAAAUUGUUGAUGAGAAUAGGCUAAUUGAUCAUUACAGUCCUGAAUACGAAUUAAAACUGAGAAUACAAGAGGAAAUUAAGUUAUUAAAUGUUGAUACUCAAAAUCUAGAUAUAAACAAACUAAUAUGUAUUCCAUGUGGAUAUAGAAGAUACAAAUAUGUUGAAGGUAAUACAAAAUGUACUGAUUGCCCUGAGCAUACAUUUAGUGAAUCGAUGAGUCCUACCAGUAUUCGUGAUUGCCAUUUGUGUGAUAAAGGUUAUUAUGAGACUGAAGACCCACAAAAUCCUUGUGAAGAGUGUAGUGAAAAUCACUAUUGCGUUGGUUCAGAUCCAAUUAAUGAAAAUGUAAAAAUGUACUCAAAGAAGAAAAUAAAGUGUGAAGAACAUUCGAUAACAAUAAAGCCUUAUAAUAAGAAUGUUAGUAUGUUGAAUUGUCUUUGUGUAGAGGGUUUUGUUCCUGUGACAUCUGGUUCAUCUGUGAAGUGUAUUCCUGCUCCAAAGGAUCACUACAAGGACGUUAUUGGGAAUGUUCCUGCUGUUCCAUGUCCUCACGGAUCUCUAACAAUGUCCAAUGGUGCCACUUCAAAGGAUGCCUGUGUUUGUGACAAGGGUACAUAUUUUGAUAUUGUUUCUAAACACUGUGCUAUUUGUCCUGCUGGUAAAUAUUGUUUGGGUGGUAAGGAUGAUAAGAUGAAUGAUAGGCAGCCUAUGGAGUGUUCAGAUUCCAAUGCUCAAACUAAGGCUCCAGGUGCAUCUUCAUCAUCAGAGUGUGCUUGUAAGGAAGGAUAUUAUAUGGAUGUAGAUGCUCAGAACACGUGUAAGGAGUGUCCUGAGAAUCAUUAUAAAUCUUAUAUUUCAAACGAUAUGUGUUCUAGGUGUGACGAGAAUUCAUCUACUACUGGUAAGAAGGGUGCCACAUCUAAGGAGCAAUGUGUUUGUGACCCUGGAUAUUAUUUUGACAGAGGUUGUGUUUCUUGUAAUUUCAAUGACAAGUAUUGUCCUGGUGGUGUAAUUGAGAUUAAGGACGAUGUUGGUCGUUCUAGAGUUGUAACUCGGAGUCCGAUUCCAUGUCCACCAAACACUGAGAUUCCACCUGGAGUAGAUAAUGCUAGUUCAAUUAACUUUUGUAAAUGUACUAAGGGUUAUUAUUUUGUGUCAGAGGAUCUGGAGAAUAACAAGAAGGUAUGCAAUGCGUGUGCUCCAGGCACUUACAAAAGUUCAGUCAUGGAUUCGAGUUGUAAUGGGUUAUGUACUCAGAAUGCAACUAGUUUUCCUGGUGCCGAAAGUUCCAAUCACUGUUUCUGUCUAAUGGGUUACUUUUAUCUAGAAGGUGGUAUUUGUAGCAAGUGUAUGGAGGGAGCUAAAUGUGAGGGUGGAUUGAUUAAUUAUAAGAUGAAGACUCUUAAGAAUUUCGUUGUCAACAUUGAUGACCAUGUGAAGCCAGUUGCUGUUGAAGGUUACUUUUUGGAUAAGAUAAAUCCAAAAUUGAGGAAGCCUGAUGAUUGGAAAUUUAUCAAAUGUCCCAUUAAUGGUUCAUGUCUUGGAAAUGACAAAUGCUCAGAUACAAUGGAGCAUUAUUUGUGUAGUGAGUGUAAGAAGGGAUACACUAACAACUUUGUGAAGGGAGCUUUGUGUCAGAAAUGUCCUCGAAUGCGUCCAAACAUUUCCAUAACAAUCUUGUACUACUUUGGAUUAUUGCUUAUAAACAUAGUUAUGGCAAGACUGAAUAUAAGUUCAGGAUAUAACCGUAGGUCAAUACAUUCUGUUGUUAUUAAGAUUGCACUCAACUUUGGUAUCUGUACAUCUGUUGUGAAUGUUGUAAACUUCAGUGACUUGAAACUACCUGUGGGUUUGAGGAAGAUGAUAAACAAGUGGGUUAAGGUGUUUGAUUCCGAUGAUGCAGUGUAUUACACGUCAAUUGAUUGUGUAAUUAGAAGUUUAUUCAACCUAGAGCAUUCUGAUUCAUUUUUUUACACAAUGCUAUAUAUGGCUUGUUUCCCCUUGAUAUUAUUGUUUAUUGUGACUUUGAUGAUGUGGAUUAUUAUGGUCCUUUUUAAGCUUGUCAAGUAUAAUGAUAUUAGAAGGAAGUUGGCUUUAUUACAGCAGUUUAAGGCUAAGUAUGAGGGAGAUAAUCAAGAUAGUCUUAUUGAACAAUAUAGGAAUGAGAGGUUACUUAUGAUAUUAAGAUACAUUCCAUUACCAAACGAGACUUCAUGGGAUAGAUUUAAGAACUUUUUGGAAGAUAUGAUUCCCAUUUACGUCACAGUUUUGUUUUCUGUCCAUGGCAAGAUUACGAGUAGGUUGUUGAGUUUGUUGGACUGCACCUAUAUAGAUUUGGGUCGUUCAUUCCCAGGCAAAUAUGUGUUGAGACCUGCAAUGAGCAUAAGGUGUUCUAUUAAUCCUUCGGAAGGUUAUCUUAGAUAUUUGAUCUUAGGUUUGUGUGGAUUGUUGGUUUGGGGACUUGGAAUUCCAUUCUUGUCAUUCAUGGCACUGUUUGUCAACAGAAAUAACUUGUAUGCUCCCAGUAUAAGGAUGAAGUAUGGAUUUUUACACAAUGGUUUCAGGCAAGAUUAUUGGUAUUGGGAAACAGUAGUGUUUGCUCGAAAAUGCCUUGUUCUAGUUAUAGGUAGUAUUGUCAUUGUUCCAUCAGAAAACUACAGUGGAUCGAGAAUAUGGAUGGCACUGGUUGUAGCUGUAACAUUCUUGAUUCUUCAACUAAUAUACAAACCUUUUGACGAAAGGGACUAUUUCGUAUUAGGAAGGUUAGAAAAUCAUAGCAUGAUCACAUGGACAUUUACACUCAUACUAGUCUCAUUCAUAAUAGAAGCUAAUUUCACACCUUCUCUCUCUCUUAUUUUGUUUUUCAUUAUUUUGUUCAUCAAUUUUCUUUUUAUUCUUGAACUAUUGUUUUAUUUUAUUAUUUUUAUUUCUUCUCAUAUUUUCUAUCUUUUUUCUGUUUUCUUUCCCAGAUUUUUUUCAAGAAAUAUCAAAAUUUCUCACCCACUCUCUUACAAAGAACCAAUUGUUUUCUAUGAUAAACAAGAUUCUCAUAUUCUUCUCAACAGACAAAUUAAGCCAUUUGGAUCAUUGAUAAGUUUUCAAAAUUUAUCUUCUGUUUAUUCCAAUUAUUUUACCACAACACUAUCACACAUCUUCAACCUAACAGCUUGUUAUUUAAAUCUAGAUGUUAUUCCUUCAUUGUUCAUAGACUUUCUAAUCCGAUACUCAAUAUCAAUUGGAAAUAUAGAGAACAAAGUUAUAGAAAAGAAUUUUUCGACAAAAUCUGAUAAUGAAAUAUCAGAUCUCAUCGAGGGUGUAACAAGUGAAAAAUAUGAAAAUAAGAACAAGUAUUUAAAUAUUGAUAAAUACAAAAAAGAACAUAGCUCUGACACAUUUAUAACAGAAAUAGAAAAUAUAUUGGAAGGAUAUGGAAUUGAAAGUGAUGAAAUAAACGGAAUAAUUAACUCCUUGUAUGACGAAUCCUAUCUAAAAAACAAUCUUUAUUUAUCUGAUUUCUACCAAUCAAUAGAGAACUUAUAUAACUUAGACAAAACUACGUUAUGCCUCCUUUAUGAAUUAUUUAAACAUUAUAAAACUUAUUUCGAGGAUCAGAUUAAUAAGAAGAUAGAUUUACAAAUUAACAAUCUCAUGAAUCAAAAAACAGAAUUUGAAAAUUCAUUGAAAGAUCGUGAAAGUAUAUAUCAUGUCACUCAAGAAAUAGGGAAAAUAAAUGCAGAAAUAGAAGAUUUAAAAAUAGAACGGGAAGUUAAGAGAGGAAGACUACUCAAACUUAAAGAAUCAGGGAAUAUUUAUAAAAAUGAAUACGAUAAGGUAAUAGGCAGAAAAUCUAAAUAUGAUAAUGAAAGGAACUUAUUUUGUAAACAAUUAAUUGAAAAUGUUGGAUUCAAACCAAUUAACAGAGAAGAUACAAUUUCGGAGGUGGAACAUAAAGAUUAUCAAGAAUAA